GUGGAACUCUUUUGUGUCUAUCCAACAUGGCGGUGUGUGUGUAAACAAAAACCUGACGACGGCGGAUUCAUUAUGUUUGUCUGUGUAUGUAGGAAGUAAUGUGUCGAAUUAUAUGUCUUACUUGUUGAUGACAACUGUCAUAUUGAAUUAAGGAACAGAACAUGGCGAUUGCUUCGCUUUCUCGGGUGUUUAUCGAUAGGGACGUGGAGACGCACUUGGUGACGGCUUGUGAACGGGGAGAAGUCAGUACAGUACUGAAAAUGAUGAGACUGAAAGUCAACCCGAACGUUAAGGACGGCACCGGGAUGUAUGCAAUAACGAAGGCAGCGGCAGGUGGCCAUGCAGAGAUUGUAAAAUCGCUGAUAGAGUCUGGUGCUAAUGUGAACGUGGUGGCGGGGUCCUUAGUCACACCACUCCACCUGGCUGCCAGAGGUAACCACGUGGAUGCGGUGAAACACUUAGUGUUGGCUAAAGCGAAUCUGGAGGCACGAACGGUGGCGGGGGUGAGCCCGCUCGAUCUGGCGCGUUACUCCUCAGAGGCAUGGGAAGUCAUCCGCGAUGCCAAGAAAGGCGAAAUGCCAGAAGUGGAGGAAAUCAGUGAGGUUCCGGAAGUACCGGAAUGGGCACUUCCUGACGGUGCUGCUAAGAAAAAGAAAACGGGGAAGGGAAAGAAGGGGAAAAAGGGGAAGAAGGGUGGAAAGAAAGGUGGAAAAAAGGGAGGGAAGAAAAAGAAGAAAUGAUUUACAUAAUGAAGAAACAUUAUAUUACCAAUAUAUAUUUAUAUUACAAAUCUGUGAAGCAGUCCAUCGGUGUACUCGUUACCUUAUGUAAUUCUGUUAUGGGUCAUACGUGCAUGUAUGUUCAUAUCCAGUUCUAUCAUUUACAUAUGUAGUUCUCAUUGCAAUAUUUCAUAGAAUUAAAUUGUUAUGAAUUGUA
Pecten maximus is the source of this 936-nucleotide messenger RNA. RefSeq names its product cyclin-dependent kinase 4 inhibitor D-like. Gene Ontology annotation, molecular function: protein binding. The record is from RefSeq and is a predicted model, not a curated record. Lineage: Eukaryota; Metazoa; Mollusca; Bivalvia; Pectinida; Pectinidae. The transcript is spliced from 3 exons. Bases 162 to 740 code for a protein of 192 amino acids.